Messenger RNA from Micromonas commoda, 2859 nucleotides. Its product is annotated as monovalent Cation:Proton antiporter-2 family. Gene Ontology annotation, cellular component: membrane. Lineage: Eukaryota; Viridiplantae; Chlorophyta; Mamiellophyceae; Mamiellales; Mamiellaceae. Gene Ontology annotation, biological process: proton transmembrane transport. The transcript is spliced from 3 exons. The record is from RefSeq and is a predicted model, not a curated record. Gene Ontology annotation, molecular function: antiporter activity. Bases 1 to 2859 code for a protein of 952 amino acids.
AUGGUGCUCGGGCGGCUCCUCCUCGCCGCGUCGGGCGGCGGCGGCGAGGAGGGCGUGCACGUCCCGUUCACGUUCGAGGAGCUCGUCGCGUUCUGCGGUAUCCUCCUGAUAUUCUGGAUCGUCGGCAAGUGCGUCGAGAGGCUCGGCCUUCCAGCGUUGGUCGGCGAGAUCCUCGCGGGCAUCGCGGUGGGACCCCACGGCCUCAACAUCGCGCCCAAACCGGACGCGCUCAUGAUGGUUGGCGAAUUCGGCCUGGUGCUCAUGGUGCUCGAGGCGGGCGUCGAGGUGGACCUCGCCUCUCUGUCCCUGGUCGGCGCGCGAGGCGUUCAGGUGGCGUUCUUCGGCUCCCUCGUCCCGCUCGCCAUCGGCAGCGUCCUCAGCAAGCUCGUCUUCGACAUGAGCGCCAAGACGUGCCUCGCGGUGGGCGCGUCCCUGGCUCCCACGUCGAUGGGCAUCUCCCUGAAGGUUCUGCAGGACGGCGGCGUCCUCGGAACGCCGACGGGCCAGCUCAUCAUCGCCGCCGCCGUGAUGGACGACGUCAUCGCGCUCGUGCUCCUGUCCGAGCUCGAGGCGCUGAAGAACCCGACGCCCGUCAACUUCAUCGUGCCCAUCGUGUCGUCGCUCUGUUUCAUCGUGUUCGUCGGGUACCUCGCGACGAGGGUGGUGCCGGACGUGCUGGUCAAGCAGCUGGUGCCCCGCGUGCCCAAGAAACACCUAGAGGGGGUGCUCCUCGGCAUGGUGUUCGUCGUGGCGUACGGCAUGAUGGUCACCACGCACUAUGGCAGGAGCUCGCACCUCCUCGGCGCGUUCCUCGGCGGCCUCUGCUUCUGCUCGCUGUCGUCCAUGCAGACGGUGUGGCACCAGCAGGUUGAGAAGAUCCUCUCGUGGCUCAUACGCGUCUUCUUCGCGUGCACCAUCGGGUUCGAGGUGCCGAUCCGCGACCUGUGGACGGGCCCGGUGCUCGCCAGGGCGGCGGUGUUCAUGAUUGCGGCGUUCGGUAAGGUGGCGACCGGUCUGUUUGCCAGGCCGCUCACCGCCGUGGAGGCUUCCAAAAUAGGAUUCGCCAUGAGCGCGUGGGGAGAGUUCGCGUUCAUCGUCGCGACCGCCUCGCGGGAGGCUGGGACGCUCGGCCACCAGGAGUUCAGCGCUGUGAUAUUAUGCGUGCUGCUGUCCGCGGUGUACGCGCCGCUGUGCGUGAGCCAGGCGAUCAAAGCGGAGAAGCGCGGCGCCGGGCUCGGCAAGGAUGGCAAACGGUCCCUCGCGCUGGUCAACUCGGGCAAGCGGCAGUGGUGGUGCUGCGGGCCCAAAGUGAUGCGCCGGGAGAUCUCGUUCACCACAGCCGCGAUGCCCGACGGGAACAAGAGGGCCAUCUACAGGGUGUACUACGUGUGCGCCAUCGAGUGUCCGAGCCGGUGGGGUCUCAACGACGCGGUGCUUCGCGCGGUGUAUAACCCGCUGGUGGAUCUCGACGUCCUCGACGUGUCCCUGGAAUCCAGGGGGAACGACGUGAUGGCGUGCGAGCUCUUCCUGAAGGAUCCCAUGUUACAGGCGCCCCUCGACGCGGAGAUCGAGUGCGAGGAGAACGCCGCCGUCAACGCCAAGAUCGUCAAGAUCAAAGAGGCGCUGGAGAAGCUCGUGCUGCACAGGGCGCCGCCGCGAGACGGGGAGAAGGUGGGCGAGUACGAGGGAGAGGUGCUGCUCGCCCGCUGGGUUCCGGACAUCCAGGAGCCGGCGCCGGAGUCGGAGGCGUCCAGCACGGUGGGUGGCGACACGUGGCGCAACGGCGCCGAAAACGGCGGGUUCGACGAGUCCUUCGUGCUCAAACAGGCGCAUACUCUGUUGUACGGUCGCGAGGAGGACGUGGACGUCGAACUAGGGGCGGAGCUGGGCCCCGAGCUCGUCAACGGUGCCGCCGAAAACGGCGGCGAUUCGGGCGCGAGCUCGGGGCCCAGCUCCGCGGCCGCGUCGCCGAGGCCGAGCGCGACGAUCGUUCGGCGCCGACGCCCGCCCGCGAGGCGAGCCAUCGACGCCCUCCGCGCGCACAAGAACCGACCGUUUUACCGAACCGCUUCGCUCGCCAAUUUACUCAACGCGGGCGAGACGGGUAUGCUCCAGGACGACAGGGACGAGGAACUCCACGCGAGGAUCGUCGAGGCGAGGAUGGAGACGGGCGAGGCGAGGGCGAUGGCGUCGGCGAGGUCGGGCGGCCACGGCAUGGGCGCGGUCAAGCGAACGACGUCUGUGCAGCAGCACGCCGCCGCCGCCGCCGCCGACGCCGCCGGUCGGCGCGUCAGCGCCGGCGAGUGGUCGCUGCUGGAGCGCAUCAACGAGGACCAUCACCCCGAACGCGAUCGCCACGUCGUGCUCCGCCGGUCCAUCGACGGCGAUGACGGCUCGCUGAUACUCGGAAGCGAGGGGUACCCGUCGGCGAACACGACCAUGACGGCGGACGUCGCGAGAGGUCUCGCCGCCGAGAUUGCGCUUCAGGACGUGAUGCUCUCGUCGCAGACGCUCUCCGGCGCGGGGGGCCGCGCGCUGGCCACCGAGCUCCGUCACGCCAUCGCGGCGCGAUCGCCGCCUCGAUCGCCCGAACGCAGGGUGUCCAUGGGCGACCGACACAUUCGUUUCAACGCCGACGUGUCCCCGUCGCGGAGAGAAGGCGGCGGAGGGGCGCACAGCGACGGGAGCGACGGGAUCGGUUCGCCGGUGACAAGCCUCACGGGCGCGCACGCUCGCCAGCUGGCGGCGCAGCUGAAGGAGCAGCUGCGGGCGGCGGAGGCGAUGGACCCGGCGGAGAGGUCGGCGGCGUUGGCGAGGAGCGCGUCGUCGCCGCCGAGGAGCCCGCCGAGGCGGAGGUGA